This is a messenger RNA of Vicia villosa (hairy vetch), 588 nucleotides long. RefSeq lists its product as uncharacterized. Lineage: Eukaryota; Viridiplantae; Streptophyta; Magnoliopsida; Fabales; Fabaceae. Bases 1 to 588 code for a protein of 195 amino acids. The transcript has a single exon. The record is from RefSeq and is a predicted model, not a curated record.
AUGCAGGGCUACCAAUCAGAAAAAAGAUACAUUUCGUUUGGCCCGGCAAAUCGUUAUGAUUUAGUCUUUUCUCUAGUUUGGAAGAAUGAUGUUCCUUUGAAAGUCCGUGCGUUUGGAUGGAGAUGCUUUUGGAAUAUGAUUUCUACUAAAGAUAUGCUCAAUAAUAGAGAUAUUCUUCCAUCUUCUUCCAACCUUCUUUGUGCUUUCUGUAAUGCGUAUCCUGAAUCUCCAUGUCACUCGUUCUUGGAUUGUCAAAAAGUGGAAGGGAUUUGGAAGGAUAUUGCUGGUUGGUUGGGUUUGUCUCAUGCCAAAAAUGUGGGGUUUAAAGAAAGUUUUCUUAUGUGGGGCUCUUCGUGUCGAAAUUUGAAAUUCAAAAGAGGCAAGGAGGGAAGUGUUUGGCUAGCCGUUUUAUGGUCUUUAUGGAUUUGUAGGAACGAUAUUUUUUUCAACGAUGUUGAGUGGAAUGCUAGAGAUGUCACUUGGAGUUGCAAAGCUUUGCUUUUGAGAUGGUCUUAUACAGGGAAAAUUACCCAUUCCAAUUACAAUUUCUAUGAUUUUAGCAAAAACCCUUUGCUAUACUUAUCUUAG